Molecule: messenger RNA, 711 nt
Organism: Carassius carassius (crucian carp)
Lineage: Eukaryota; Metazoa; Chordata; Actinopteri; Cypriniformes; Cyprinidae
Exons: 3
Coding region: 1-636 (211 amino acids)
Source: RefSeq, a predicted model, not a curated record
AUGUCUGCGUCUCACUCCCCAGCAGAAGCAAGAGAGACUCACCCGGGGCUUAUGUCUCUACUGUGGGAGGGCUGGACACUUAGUCGGAAAAUGCCCGCUAAAAGCCAGGGCCCAUCAGUAACCAGGGGGAUCCUGGUGGGCACAUCUCCUCUUAAUUUCCCCCACUCUUACCGCACACUACUUCCCGUGGGUGUCCAGUUCGGAGGUUCUACUCACUCCUGUUCGGCCCUGGUGGAUUCUGGGGCUGGUGGUAGUUUCAUGGACAUGGCACUGGCCAAGCAGUGGGGAAUUCCUGCCAUUCCCCUCUCUACUCCUAUCUCUGUUCGGUCUCUUGAUGAUUCCCCUAUCACCACCAUCACUCACCUCACCCCUCCUGUGGAUGAUGCUGAUCUGUCCGGGGUGCCGGAGGAGUACUGCGAUCUGCGGCAGGUCUUCAGCAAGUCCCGGGCUGUGUCCCUGCCUCCUCACCGGCCUUAUGAUUGUGCCAUCAACCUCCUCCCAGGCACUUCUCCGCCCAGGGGUCGGUUAUAUUCCCUGUCUGGUCCAGAAAGAGAGGCUAUGGACAAAUAUAUUCGUACACACCCAACACGUGCGCCAGGUGCUACAACGGCUGCUGGAGAACCAGCUAUAUGUUAAAGCGGAGAAGUGCGUUUUCCACUCCAAGUCAGUUCCCUUCCUGGGCUAUAUCAUUUCAGCGGAGGGAAUCAAAGC